Plectropomus leopardus (leopard coralgrouper) is the source of this 4088-nucleotide messenger RNA. NCBI's taxonomy places the organism in Eukaryota, Metazoa, Chordata, Actinopteri, Perciformes, Serranidae. The record is from RefSeq and is a predicted model, not a curated record.
AUGUUAUCCUCCAAAGUCUCCCACAGGAUGAGUCACAAAUGUGACAGGCAGGCCGGUCUUCUCACCAUGGCCCCAAAAGGGAGAGCAUUGUUCUUUCUACUAUUUGUCACCUGCACAGCCGUGGCUAAGCCACCAGGUGGGAGGCCUGGAAAAAAACCUAACUGCAAUGACAUGGCCACAAAACUGAUGAGGAGCUGUGAGAAGAAAGGAUACCUGGCGACUAAGGAGAUGCAGCUGAAAGCUCUCUUCAAUGACAGUGAUUUGCCUGUGGCGGAUGGAGACACUAAGCAAUCCGACACCCCUCUAUCUACUUAUCUCAAAAUCCAGCGUUCAGUCUGCCCCGAAAAAGCCAACAAAGAGCCACAAGAUGAUGAAAAGGCAAACAAAAUGUGUAAAGUCCGCCAUCUUCUAGCUAUGAUCAAGCUGAUGAGAAACUCCUCCGCUGCAUCUGCAUGUUACAUGCAAGCAUUUGUGGCCCCUCAGGCCUUGGAGGCUUUGUCCUCACAGAGAGACAUGACCGUAGAGGAAUAUGACACACUGCAGCGGGCCGCCAAACCUGUGCUGAAGGAUAUGCCAUUUAAAGGAAUGGACCCUCCCCCCAAUUUGGACCUGAAAAUGAUGAUGGAGAUGAUGACGGAGGAGCAUGGUACCAUGUCUCAAGAGAAAAGGGUUCGGGUGUUUAAAUGGUUAAAAGAACUGAUUGCCCAAAGGAACUUCAACUGUACGCGAAGGCCACCAUCUACCUCAAGAUCAACGUCGCUGAAGCCCUGCAAAUCUUUACUGCCAUGGCUGAACUUAACGACGUUGGACAUGAUAGGACCUUACGUCUCCCUGUUGGACACAAGUGAUGUGGAUUCUGCUCCCAAAGAACAGCUGUGUGAAUAUGUCCGCUCAGGCCAGUUCAGAAGCGCCACAAGUAUGAGUCUCAAGAUGAAUUCCCGCCUGGGCAAAAAAUUGCUGGGAGAAUUUCGAGAGUGCUUCAAUAAAACGGAGUUUACUGAGAAUAUGGAUAAGUUCGGCAUACUGCUCUGUCAUUAUUCUGCGGCUCCAAACUUGACUCUUGACCUCAGCACGAAACUCCUCUCCGAGCUUAACAAGCGCGGAGACUGCAGGAACCCUAACAUCAAACAGUUGAAGAAACGCCUCGUCAAGUCUUUGAUGUCAAAAAUCAGUGGCAAUGAGACACUACAGGCACUAAAGGCACUGGGUAGAAGUAUUGCCUUGUUGUCUCCCAAAGAACUGUCCAAGGUCCCUGCCGAAGUUCUCAAAAAAGUUCUUAAAAAACUGAGGUCCACUAUCCCAUGGACACGUUCCCAGCUGCGUGCCCUGGUCAAGAAUCUGCUUGGCGAUAAGUGUAAAGUGGUGUCCGGUAAAGAGCUGAUGGACUUUGAGUCAUUUGUAGACGGAUUACCAAACUGUGUGCUCAAGCAUGUCAAGGAGAUGAUGACAGAUCCAGAGAGCCUGAAGAACAUCACCAGGAGGAUGAGGAAGAGGCAGCUGAUGGCCUUGCUGCAGGGGCCAUUAAAAAAUGAGGAUCCAUCACAGCUUUGGAAGAAGUUGUUUGGCCCUUUGCUUCAAACGUUUCCUUUAGACAAACUGAAGAAAGCAAACAUCACCUCCUGGGACCAAGCGGUGACGAAAAUAUGGACUCGGUCACAGGCUUCCUACCUGGUGAAAAAGUUGUACAAUCCAAAGAAGCCGUGGUAUAGGAAGCUGGGUUCACUUCUUCAGGGAGUAACCUGUAAGAUGAUCGACCGAGUAGCAGACAGUGACACACAAGACAUGGUCCAGGACAUAACAGAGACUCCGCAGUGGCUUUCCAAACUGCAGGCUGGAUGUGCUGCUCGCAAGCUUUUUGCAACUUUGGAGAAAGAGACACCUGACUUUUUCAAGACUAAAGAGGGGAUGGAAAAAAUUCCCCCAAGCCUAGUUCCUCACCUGCCGCCUUCAAAGGUGAAGGAUUUGACUGAAGAUGUGUGCCCUAUCUUCCUCAUCAAGAUGGAAGAGGCCGACCUGAGCUUAUUACCUCUUCGUUCUCCGUCUCGCCCGGCACUGGUCGAGAGAGCUCUCCUCUGCCUGUUGCAGGGGACCAACGUAUCUGGGCUGGCCUAUGAGGAUGUGCUGCUCAUCGGACCGCUUUUAUGUGAGCUUCAGCGUUCCCAACUGCUCCUCCUGGCCCCUGAUGUCCUCAGCUCCGUCCUCCAGGACAUGGCUGGCUGCCAGUACAUUCCUCGAGGCCACAGGGCAGAAAUAAUUCAGUUGGUCAAGGACACUUUUGGGGAUCCAUCCGUUUGGACAGCUGAGACACUGGAGGCAGUGGGUCUUCUCCUCUUUUAUGAUGACGAUGCCAUUUCUGCUCUGCCCAAUAAGCCUUGGGUGAAGGACGUCCUGUAUGACCUGAGGUCUGGCCCGCAUCAUGACUCCGUCGCCCUGAGAAAGAAAUGCUUCGAUCUCACCACCACUGACAGUAACGGUGAUGUUAAACAGCCCACUGUGGAGUUGAUUGAAGAACUGGAAAUGGACAACGUCUUCUGGACAGCAGAACAGCUCGCUACAAUGUCACCAGAAACCUUCCUCGCUGCUGUAGAAAUACUCGGGGACAUCUAUGGCUGGAGGGCAGACCAACUGGCUGUGCUCAUUAAAAAAGCAAUCGAGACCUUGGGCCCAGUGUCAGAGAUGACUGAGAGUGAGGUGACGCAGUUAGGUUGCAUAGCUCGGGGUUUCUCCAACACAGACUUAGAGAAACUCCCCUUCUCACUGGACAUUCUGGACACAAUUGCCAACUGUGGCUGGAAUGAGUCACAGAUGAUGUCGGUGUGGAAGGCUGAUGCUAAAUAUGACAAAGUGGUGGCGCAGCAGCUGGGAGCUGAGGCUUUGGUUGCACUGAGCUCGUUUAUUAAUGGCCUAAACUCCGGCGAGAUCGAGCAGCUCAACAAAGAUGCCUUCAAGGACGCUGUGGGCUCAAUUGGUGAUGUUCAGUUCUCCCCCAGGGUUAGAAAGCAGUUGAAAAAUCUUGCCGUGUCUUUAUUUGGAAAUCCCAGCACCUGGGCUCAAGCACAAGUGUGUGAUCUGAACAACAUCAUGGCUGGGCUGGAUGCACCUGAGAUGGCUUCUUUGGACCUUUCUGUCUUCUCUUGUUUCAGUGAAUCCAGCAUCCCACUAAUACCACCAACCAGUUUAGCUGCGCUCUCUGAAGAUCAGCUGGAGGGUCUUGGACCUAACAAUGCUGCCAGGGUGACAAAUGACCAGCGAGCUGCCCUAAGAGCCAAUCAGCGGGCAGCUCUUGAAAGGGCCGAGACCGGGUCACCUGUCAAAAAACAAACAUCUGGCCACUCAGGAGCUCCGUCACUGAGUGUCGAGGGGAUCUCAGCCUUCAUGAAGCCCCUUCUGUUUCUCCUCAUGGGGUUCCUGCUGCUGUGAGAAUAAAGUCACUACAUCCAACCAUGAAACUAACAGGAGCUUUUAGCUAACCACACGCAGAGCUACAUGUUAUUCCUUUAGUGCACUUAUCAUAUACUUUAAUGUUAUUUGUAAUGAAGACUUGCUCCUAAGAUUGUCUGAGAUGGCUGGUUGUAUGGGGAACUUGUCCAUAGUCAGUCACGCACGCCCUCAGUUUGGAGAAGCAGGCUGGAGUCUGACACAGAAGCAAAGUAAUCUAUGUAUUGCUGUGAAUGGGGUCAGCAAAAAAAAUUUUUCAGUCACCUAAAACAAUAUAUUGCUUCCCUCACAGCCAGACUUGGUAUGUGUUUUGUAAAUUUUGUGUAUAAAGUCAUAAGUUCAGAUUCACUAAUGUCACACAAUAACACAAACUAACAAAGUGAUCGAAGCAGUGGUAGACCAGCAGCUCCUGUGUUCAGUGAGCCAAAAUUAUUGUUUGUCUUCAUGGAGUCUGGUGGCCUUGAUGAGAGCUUAAAUGUGAAACUGAUGCCACUAAUGGCUUCCCCUUUGAAAGGGGCUGUCCGUAGAAGGGUAAAGCGAAAAAUACUCACGAUAUAACGUUUACUUCAUCUGUUUUUUUUUAGGCAUCUAAAAUGCAUUUUGCUGCUGCUCCCAUCCAAAGCAGUACAUUGUUUAGGUUUCAUGACGGU